Molecule: messenger RNA, 2061 nt
Organism: Impatiens glandulifera
Lineage: Eukaryota; Viridiplantae; Streptophyta; Magnoliopsida; Ericales; Balsaminaceae
Product: phytosulfokine receptor 1-like
Exons: 1
Coding region: 1-2061 (686 amino acids)
Molecular function (GO): protein binding
Source: RefSeq, a predicted model, not a curated record
AUGGGUUCACAAUGCACUAAUUCGUCUGCAAAUUUCAGCCAAUCCUGCCACCCCGACGACUUAACAGCCUUGAAUGGCUUCAUAGACAGCCUUCAAUCAGCACCAAGCAGCUGGGGCGGCGACAAAUUAGACUGUUGCAGCUGGAAAGGAAUCACCUGCCAGGUUCAUCAACGGGUGAUUGGUCUAGAACUCCCUGGAAACAAGCUGGCCGGCAAACUUUCAGGAGCCUUGUCAGGUUUAGUCAAUCUCAAAACUCUCAAUCUUUCUAACAAUUACUUAUCUGGUUCUGCUCCAACUGACUUGUUUCGAUUUCCAAAUCUUCUAUUUCUCGAUUUGAGCCAUAACCAAUUCUCUGGAUCCCUUCCACCCGGAAUCUCCCUUCCCAAGAUCAGGAUCUUGGAUCUCUCCGACAAUUCUUUCGUUGGCGUCCUAAAAUGGGAUAUUUCCGAAAUCUCAACAUCCUUGGAGGUCUUUGAUCUAUCCCUGAAUUACUUAUCCGGGGAAAUCCCUCCUGGUUUUGGAAACUGUAACUUGCUUAAAAAGUUAUUACUUGCUGCAAAUUAUUUCGCAGGAAACCCACCAAAGGAUGUCUUUUGGCUUCAGGGGAUGACUCGAUUAGAUCUCUCCGACAACGAGCUGUCUGCAACUUUAACACCCGAUUUCGGAAACCUCACCAGCUUAAUCCACCUCGAUAUAUCUUCCAAUAAUUUCUCGGGACAGAUUCCCGACAUUUUCCAACGUCUCAAAAACCUUAAACACUUCUUCGUAAACUCAAACAGGCUUUCGGGCAACUUGCCAAUGUCUUUGGUAAACUCCCCCAGCAUUUCAUCCCUUAACGUGAACAAUAAUUCCUUGUCCGGUUCCAUUUCCGUUGUUAACUGCUCUGCCAUGCAGUCUUUAACUUAUCUUAACCUCGGUAGCAAUAACUUUGUUGGACCAAUUCCCGACAGCCUCUCUUUAUGUCGACGACUACAAGUCCUACUGCUGGCUCGAACCAGGCUCAACAGCCAAAUACCCGAAAGCUUUAAGGACCUGAAGUCGCUCACAACCUUAUCGGUUUUCAGAUCGAACAUCUCAAACCUCUCGUCAGCUCUUUCCAUCCUCCAACUAUGUGAAAACUUAACCAGUUUGAUCUUGACAGCUAAUUUUAAGAACGAGGCCAUGCCAAUUGACUCUGGCCUGAGAUUUGGCAAUGUCAAGACUCUUGUGAUUGCCAAUUGUGGUCUAACCGGUUCGAUUCCUUAUUGGUUGAGUCAUUCAGCCAACUUACAACUAUUGGAUCUUUCCUGGAAUAAAUUGACAGGUGAGAUUCCUUCAUGGUUCAACAGCUUGAACUUUAUUUUCUACUUGGACCUGUCAAAUAAUUCCUUUAAUGGACAAAUCCCUGAAAGCUUAACAGAGCUAAGAGGCUUGAAAUAUAGAAACUCAUCGGUUAUAGCUUCCUCUACAGUACUGGAUCUUCCACUUUUGCUAAAAACGAACCAAUCUUUACAAGCCAGGCAAUAUAAUAAAUUGUCAAGCUUUCCUUCUACCUUAGACUUGAGCUACAACAAGUUUGUGGGCCAAAUUCUGAUAAACUUUGGGCAACUGAGGGCACUCCAAGUCUUUGAUUUGAGCCAUAAUAUGUUAUCUGGAGAUAUUCCUAGUAACUUGUCUAAGAUGGCUAGUUUGGAGACAUUAAACUUGUCAUAUAACAAUCUGUCUGGGUCAAUUCCACUUUCAUUGCAAUUACUCAACUUUCUUUCCAAUUUCAAUGUUGCUUACAAUUUUCUUACUGGGAGGAUCCCAACCGGAGGGCAGUUUUCGACGUUUCCAGAUUCGAGUUUUAAGGGGAAUUCAGGCCUUUGUAUGAAACCAUCUUGCGGUGGUUCUGUGGGGAAGGAACCUGCUAAUAAAGAAGGUGGUGGUGGUGAUUUUGAUGUAGAUUCAAUCUUUGGGCUGCAAUUUGGUAUUGGUGUUAUUUUAGGAUUUAUUAUUACUGUGGUGGUGAAGUUAAUACUAAUUCCUCGUCGUAAGGAAAAGAAAAGGAAAUUUCCACCUAAUUAUUUCUUAAUGAGAUGA